Messenger RNA from Candoia aspera, 1198 nucleotides. It is a transcript of the gene RBM11, whose product is annotated as RNA binding motif protein 11. The record is from RefSeq and is a predicted model, not a curated record. Gene Ontology annotation, molecular function: single-stranded RNA binding. Gene Ontology annotation, biological process: regulation of alternative mRNA splicing, via spliceosome. Gene Ontology annotation, cellular component: nucleus. NCBI's taxonomy places the organism in Eukaryota, Metazoa, Chordata, Lepidosauria, Squamata, Candoiidae. The transcript is spliced from 5 exons. The coding region runs from base 116 to 787 and encodes 223 amino acids.
UGCGCGUCCCCUGCGCUUUACGGCCUCCUGCGCUCGCCUCGGCGGCCCCUCCCCUUUCCCCGGCUUCCCGCUCGUACUCCAGAACUCUGAGCUGGCGGGGCUACUGGGCACGAGCAUGGCAACCCAAGGAAGGGCAGACGAGCCCGAUCGGACCCUUUUCGUGGGCAAUUUGGAGAGUCGCGUGCAGGAGGAAAUUCUCUACGAGCUUUUCUUGCAGGCUGGACCGGUAUCGAAAGUCACCAUAUGCAAGGACAAAGAUGGAAAACCCAAGACCUUUGGAUUUGUCUGCUUUAAACACACAGAGUCAGUGCCUUAUGCUAUAGCGUUGCUGAAUGGGAUUCGUUUAUAUGGAAGACCAAUUAAAGUUCAAUAUCGGUUUGGGAGUACUCACUGCCUAGAGUUAAGCAGUCCUUCCCAGAAUAUGGAUAGUGAUGUACAGGCAUCAUCCUACAGUCCUUUUCAGGUGAAUAAUAAUCCACAUCAGAUUUAUUCUGCCAUUCAGAGCAUGAUGACAUGUUAUUUGACACAGCAGUAUGUUCCAUAUAAUCCAAUGGGACAGCCAUUUCCUUACUCACAGAUGACACCACCACCACCACAAUUUCCAAGUAUUCCAGUAUCAUCCUACCUGAAUCCUGGACAAGGUUCUUUUGAAAGUGUCUACCCAGAAUCAAAAAACCACAGUCAAUAUCUUGUUACAAAAGAAACUCCCAAGCGGAAAAGAACUUUGGAAGCUAGUGACAGUGACAGUAGCAAUGAAAAUGGUAGGAAAAAAUGCAAGAAAAAGUGAGCGAAAAUGUUAAGGGAUAAGUUAUUAAAUGACUAUAGGAUUUUAUUUAUUUGUAAAUUAGUGUAUUAUUGAAUAAAAGGAUAUGAUUUUGAAUAUAUUUUUAAAAGGAAUGCCAAACGUAUAUAUACCAUCCACAAAUGGAGAACCUAAUUAUCUCCACUGAAAAAGUUGCAAAAAUUAAAUAAAGUUUCUUGAGAAACAUCUCCACUUGAAAGAAAGUAUGUCUUGUUCUGACAACUAUGUUCAAAUUGUAAACAAGUCAAGGAUUUCUGAAUUUCCACAGAUAUAGUUAAAAUAUUGAAUUGUUACGCUAUUCACAAUGUGAUACAUAAUAAAGAUUGUGGUUAAAGUCUGUUUUUGUGGGAAAAUAUAAGUAGAUCAGUAUCAUGUUGUAAUUGUCAAUCUUAAAUU